AAAGGUGGUGCAGAAAGCGACUAAGGGAAAUGUUAUGAAAUGAGUAAAAUACAUUAAUCCUGUUAAUAUGUAACUUAAAAUUCAACCAUUUCCAUUGCUUUAAUAGUUUGAGAUAUAUCAACAACAAAACACUUAAUUAAACCCUUUCAGGUUUCUAAAUGUAUCUCCUGUUAUCACUAGAUGUGUCUUCUCUUUACGUUAUUCUCAUUUCCAUAGUAUCCGUUUAUUCUUUGUAAAGAAUUAUAGAAAAAAUAUAAAAGUUGAUUUAUAUAUUUGGCAAGACUGACUACAUAGUAAAACACGUUAUGGGCUCAUUUUUUUAAGUUAUUUUAUGCAAUAAAAUAAUUAUGUAUUUUUGUAGGCCAAUCCCGGAAGUUAUCGCGACAUUCAGAGUUUCUCCACAAAGCCAACGGGAUUUUGUUUUAUUUUCUAAAGAUUGCUCAAAAAUAAGCUUUGUGGCGCAAACACACGUUUCUGAUACUUACACGAUUAGUUCAAGCGAAUCUUCACACAUGACCUCUACUGUGUCUGUGUUUUAAGUGUGAAUGUAACCUGUAGCUCGGAGGUUGGGACCGUGAUGACGUAUUGUAGUCAUUUAGUAACGUCUUACCAACUGCCUUUUUAGACACGUUACAAGUCUCUUAACUCCCGACAGGAGUAUGUACGGUUGUUUUCAUGAUCUAUAACAAAACGUAGAUAUGCCUCACAUUUAUUAUUUUUAUUUUACCACUGAAUCUCACCAACAACUUGACGGGGGAACCGGAAGUGCCAAAUGUUCACCUAUUUCCGGUUUAUGUUUAGACUCGGAAAAAAAUAAUGUUUAUCCGCAAUGGGGGGGAAAACAAUUCCAACGUCGUCCUUUUAGAUUAAUAUAGUGUUUUAUUUUCUAAAUUGUCUUGUGAGAAAUGCAUUAAAUGUGUGUAAAUCAUGUCGUUAAUAAUGUAUUAAUAAUAUAAAAUAAAAAAUGUCAGGAUGGUUCCAUCAGUGUCCUGAAUGUAGUAUAUUUGCUAAAGGUUAAACCGGAAAGACGUUAGUCGCUAUUUGUUUUAGCGCACACUUUCUCCGCCGGGUUUCGGUUUCGGCGUCAUGGUCUCUCUCCAUUGGUCACUGCUCCAAAACUUCCUGGAGGACUCGACGCCUCAAACACUCGCCUCCCAGUGCGUCUCGUCCGCAUCUCUUUGCGUCGGCUGCUGUCCAGAACCAAUGACGCGGUUAUCGCCACUUUGAUAUGCGGUUUUCUGAGCUGUGUGUGUGUGUGUGACUUUCUAACCCGGGAUGGCCACCGCGUCACAGGCGUCGUUUCAGAUGCGAUCGGCGGAUCUCAUUAAGAAAGAGGCUCUGGACUCCGGGGGCUUUGGAGAAGUGUACCUGUGCUACCACGUGACCCUCGGCCAGGUGGUGAUGAAGACCAUGUACACAGGACCGAUUAUCACCGUCUCAGGUCCAAACACGUCCUACUUGAGUCCAUCUGAAAUGCGGAUGAAGAGUCAAAGGUCACUGCUGGAUGAGGGGAAGAUCAUGGCGAGCCUGAGCCAUGAGCGGGUGGUGAAGUUGCUGGGUGUGAUCAUUGAAGAUAGAGACUGCUCGCUAGUGAUGGAGCUCAUCCCCAGAGGCAACCUGGCGGUCAUGCUAGAGACGGUCCCGGUGCCGAUAUCCAUCAAGGGCAGAAUCAUCCUAGAGAUUCUGGAAGGGAUGGUGUACCUCACGGAGAGACGGGUCAUACACAAGGACAUCAAGCCAGGGAACAUUUUAGUGGACAAGGAUUUCCACAUCAAGAUCGCAGACCUCGGCCUGGCCACCUGCUUGACGUGGAGCAAGCUCACGAGGGAGGAGUCUCGCAGGAGGAGUUGCAUGGGGCGAUCGGCGGAGGCGAGGGGGGCCGGCACGCUGAGCUACAUGGCCCCCGAGCACUUGAAGAGCGUCCACACGGCCUCCACCGAGAAGUCUGAUGUCUACAGCUUCGCCAUCGUGGUUUGGGUCGUCCUCGCCGGGAUAGAGCCGUACGCGAACGCUCGGAGUGAAGAGCAGCUCAGCCAGUGUAUCCGACACGGGGACCGGCCGGCGGAGAGCCUCCUUCCAGAGGAGGCGCCGGUGGAGAUGACUCAGCUCAUGACGAGGUGCUGGGACCACAGCCCGCUGCAGCGGCCCACCUUUCAAGAGGGCUACAACUUCUUCCUCCCCUUCUACACGGAAAAGCUUGAACCCCACGUGGAGGAAGAUUUACUAGAUUUGAGGGAAUCAUAUGAAGGCCCAGAGGAGCUUGUUGAGAAGAUGAAAUCUCUCUCAAUGGAUUAUCAGUCGGCAGACUGCCCGGCUCCUCUGGUGAGUUCAGACCGAAGUGGACCCGGACCGGUCGAAACCAGUAUCGAGGACAUGCACGACAUCCAAAACGAGCCCUCCUUGGGGUCCGUUCAGGCGGACGCAAAGACGACCCCGUCGGCUCUGGAGGUGAAACUGGGUCGGGAGCUUCAGUACCACAAACACGGGAGCUACCACAGCGAGAGCCGGCCGGACGACGCCCACUGCCUCCGCCACAGCAGCUCAAACCCUUUCCUGCAGAACCACGUCGGCCCUUCGGAUCACGGCAUCAGGCAGCCGGAACCGGACAGAACCUCCUUCGCGUCCUCGGUCCACUCCUGGACGAAAGCUGAGCCGGUGCAGCCCACCAGCCAGGAGGAGGGUUGUUACCGCCCCACCGCGAGUCUCUACGAGUCCAUGAACUCCGCCGCGUCGACUCCGUCCCACUAUCCUUCUCUGUCGCCGGCGAACCAGCAGCACCCGCUCUCCCACUACGACCGCCAGCAAUCCUGGCCCGUUUACCCAGUGUCCGAUACGGCUGCUCCUGGGCUUCCGCUGACCCCUUGCAAACAACAACAACAACAACAAGAUUCAGCGUCGCUUUUCAUCAACAAUGCCAGCGGCAUCCAGAUUGGGAGCAACAACACGAUGAACAUCAGCGGCUACGAGUCCACGGCGAGUUUGAUGUCUCUGCCCGGCAGCGCCUCGGCGACCUCGCCCAUCAAAGAGGGGAUUCUGAAAUAUGAGGACCGCGCUGUGAGCGAGGAGCACCUGGACCUGCUGAGGGACAACAUCGGGGCCACGUGGAAGCGCUGUGCGCGGCGCCUGGGUCUGACCGACGUGGAAAUCGAGACCAUUGAGCACGACUGCGACCGCUACGGCCUGCCGGAGAUGGUGCACCAGAUGCUGGAGCGGUGGAAAAUGAAGGAGGGAAGCAUCGGCUACACAGUCGGGAAGCUGUGCCACGCUCUGGAGGGCCUCAUCAAGGUGGACGUCAUCCAGAAGAUCCUGGACACCUGCGGUUCUGCCUCCUAAGGUCUGCUGGGACUCACUCAUCACACACAAUGGUCACAUGACAUUUAUUGUGAAAUGAGUUACCAAUGACGACCGAACGCUCCUUCACGGUGGAGACGAACGUCACGGUUCAGGUUCUUCUCAUCGGGGGAUUUUAAAAUCAUUUUUUAAAUUUUUUUGAAAGAACUAUUAAGUAAUUACUGCCACGCCUUUCUUAUUCACGUGGCAGGUGAAAUGUUGUAGUCAAUGCAAGAAAUAAUUCCAACGUCAUACUUUCUAGAGAAACAUUGGCAAGUAUGUUCUUCAUGAACUGUUCCCUGCGCUCGCUCCGUGGCGAACGGACUCAUCGGGGGGUAAUAAUCAAACGCUGUGUGGUGAACUUUUAUUCCAGCCCAACACAAACGUAAAGACUCACACAAUGAUUAUUAUUAUUAUUAUUACAAUCACAGAAGAUGGAAACACAAGGAGUCAUUUAUUCCAUGAACACACAUGUGUUACUGUCUACAUCCAGGAGGGGUCAGUAGACAAAAUAUUCACAAAUCAAUCGAAGUCUGUUUUCUUUAAUCUGGGACCUGCUUUAGAGGAUGUGCUCCCAUUUCUCCCAAAUUACAGUAAAGGUGCAUGAAUUACUAAUGAGCUCCUGGCAUGAGUCUAUGUGUGUGUGAAGUCAUAUUGUCUGUGAACUGUCGCUGUGCUGAACUUCCACUGUGUUGGAUUACAGGAUGCUUUCCUCUCGCCGCCCUCAGAUUAGAUCUGUCUCUGAGGUGUGUUCAUGUCUUGUUUAAUUACACGUUGUCUUUGUAUUUUGGGUCUUACGGUUGCCAUGGAGGCCUCCCGACACGGCGGCUCUCCCCAAAUCUGUGUGAAAGACAUUUUGAUAUACUGAAUAAACUGGGUACAUACGUUUCUACAA
This is a messenger RNA of Pseudoliparis swirei, 4225 nucleotides long. RefSeq names its product receptor (TNFRSF)-interacting serine-threonine kinase 1, like (gene ripk1l). The transcript has 11 exons. Bases 1276 to 3333 code for a protein of 685 amino acids. Lineage: Eukaryota; Metazoa; Chordata; Actinopteri; Perciformes; Liparidae. Gene Ontology annotation, biological process: protein phosphorylation; signal transduction. Gene Ontology annotation, molecular function: JUN kinase kinase kinase activity; ATP binding; protein binding. The record is from RefSeq and is a predicted model, not a curated record.